AGAAGCAAUAAAACUGGCCUUCUUUAGACUAGUUGAGUAUCUGGAGCAUCAGCAUUUGUAAUUACAAAUUACAAACUUCAGAAGCUUUUUCAAACCUCCAAUACAAGUUUUACAUUUCCUAACACUAAAUGCUUUGGUGGUGUUUUUGUGUGCCGUGAUACUCUGAGGAGGGGGAGUGUAUGUUUGUCACUCAGGUAUAAAUAGAGAGGCAGAGCUCAGAGUUUGUCAGAAGGCUGACCUGACAGAGUCACACACAGGACUAAGCAAGAGCAGGACCUCAGUAUUUUGAACCUUUAUUACAAAUGGAGGAACACGAAGAUGCUCAGAACUGUUUUCCAGAACAUAACUCUUCUUGCAGAAAGGUUUUGCUAUCAACAUCGAUUUACAUAACACUGUACAUAUUCUUCUUAUCAAUUGGAGCGGUUACAGUCUUUUUGAACAUAUUGGUGGUCAUCUCUAUCUUUCACUUCAAGCAGCUCCACACUCCAACCAAUCUGCUCAUCCUUUCUCUGGCUGUGGCAGAUCUCCUGGUGGGACUGAUUGUGAUACCAGUAGGGACCGUAGCAAUAAUGGAAUCAUGUUGGUUUUUGGGGAAAUAUUUCUGUGUGUUUUAUGUCUACAUCAGUUAUUUCAUUCUAUCCUUAUCUCUCGGCAAUUUGGUAUUGAUAUCUAUUGACCGCUAUGUUGAUGGUGGGGGUUCCCUUAUUUUACCACUCUUUCUGCCAUUUGUUAAUUCCUUAAUUAAUCCAAUAAUUUAUGCUUUCUUUUAUCCAUGGUUCAAAAAACAGGACAUGUUUGUCCUCUACAAAUAG
Molecule: messenger RNA, 812 nt
Organism: Oncorhynchus mykiss (rainbow trout)
Lineage: Eukaryota; Metazoa; Chordata; Actinopteri; Salmoniformes; Salmonidae
Source: RefSeq, a predicted model, not a curated record